CUGUGAGACCUGGGCUCAGGCCUGGCCUCCAUCACGGACCAGCUCUGUGGUGAUCAGCAAAGGCCCUCAGGGCGGAGUGGGGGUCACGAUGGGGACUGGCUGAGGCAAGGCGCGGAGUGUGCGUGGUCCCGCACCUGCCAGGAGGGAAGACGUCGCGGACGGUGCCAGAGUUGUUUCCCCGAGGCGGUCUCCCAGAUUCACUCCUAACGGGCUCACCGAAACGAGACUAGCUAUUCCCCCCGCCGGCUCCCUCAGCGGCUGGGCACCCGAGGUCCAAGCCCAGCUCAGAGUCCCGGCCUGGGAAGCGGGAGUUUCUGUGUGACCAGAAGUACAGUGACGAAGAAAACCUGGUGGAAAAGCUCGCGGCCUUCAAAGAGAAGUACAUGGAGUUUGACCUGAACAAUGAGGGCGAGAUUGACCUGAUGUCUUUAAAGAGGAUGAUGGAGAAGCUUGGGGUCCCCAAGACCCACCUGGAGAUGAAAAAGAUGAUCUCAGAGGUGACAGGUGGCGUCAGCGACACCAUCUCCUACCGUGACUUCGUGAACAUGAUGUUGGGGAAGCGGUCGGCUGUGCUCAAGCUAGUCAUGAUGUUUGAAGGAAAAGCCGAGAGCAGCCCCAAGCCAGUUGGUCCCCCUCCAGAGAGAGACAUUGCCAGCCUGCCCUGAGGACCCCCGUCUGGACCUGCCCCCCUGCCUCCCCCCUAAUCCUGCUGCCCUUCUUGACUCAUUGUGAUUUGUCUUCUUUGUUUUGUUUGGUCUUUGUGCGUUUGUUUAUUUUUUUUAAUCAGCAGACCGGUGAUCACUUUGUAAAGCACAAAUUAUCUGCCUUCAAGGGGCUCUGGGCCGGGGAGUUCUGAGCCUUGGUACCCUCCCUCUGUUCUUCCCUCCUCCCCCCUUCCCUGUGCUGACCUGGCCCUGGUGAGGACCACAGCCCACUCUCGGAAGGCCCUGGAGUAGGUUUCCUCGGACAGCUCUGUGGUUCCGUGCUCUUAGGUUGUCUAGGGCGUGGCCACUCAGUGUCCCAUUUCCCCAGCUGAUUCCGCCUCAGUCCACACUUCUCAUCCUCAGGGAGGUGACAGAAGGAGAGAGGGAGAGAGCGGCUUGGCAAUCUGAGCCCUUCCAGAAGGUUCCAGAAGGAAUCCUCAGGCCUUGCCUGCAGCCACACCUUUAUGGGCAGCUCAGAGGGAAAGUGCAGCCCCCUUGCCCUUUGCCGGGGCAGCAAAGGGGGUAGAAGGGAGGCGAGGGGCCUUGGGAGGCGUGUCAGUUCAGUCUGGUGGCACCUUUCGGGGAGGAUGCUGAGGGCAGCAGGAUAGGAAAAGGAGGAAUAGAGUACUUAUGGCAAAAAGUCAGCCCCACUAAAUUAGCCAAGAGCUGAGAAACAGAAGGUUGCCUUUCUGAUCCCAAUCUGCUUGAAACCUGACUGUGCCCCCCCCCAUUUGCCUUACCACCUUACAUCAUUCAUUCAUUCAUUCAUUCCCCCAUGUAGUCAUUCAACAGAUAUUUAUUGACCACGUAUUAUAAGCUUUAAGCCUCCCCACUUUGUCCCGACAUGUGCCUGUCCUCUCACCCCUUUCUCCAUCCCAAAACUUUGAGCUUGAGGAUUGGAUUGGGGUCCCUUGUGAUGGACUCCCAGUGUUUUAGGACCCUGAUCUGCUCUGUAGGUUAGCUGGACCGGACCUCUCGUUUCACAGGCGAGAAAACUGUGGUGUUCACAGGGAUUAAGUGCCUUGCCAAGGGGUUAAUCAGGAGACGGAAGUUUGGACUGGAACCCAGGUGUUCAGAUGCCAUUGCCCAUGCCUCGUCUCUGCCCUGGGCUGUCUCAGUCAGUGAUGCCAACGAGAGAAGGUGCAGGGAGGGGAAAUCUCCUAGGUCAACGAUUGAGGAAGGCCCUGGGCCAGGACUCACCUUUCCCAGUGCCUCCAGGUCAGCAACAGGGUUUGGGUAAGGGCCAGGGUGCUCUCCAAUUCUGCCUUCCCUAGAGCUUCUCUGCCAAGCCAUUUCUCAGAACUCAUACAGGAAGGUGUCAACACUCAGCCCCAUCUUGGCUGAGCAGGGACCCCAGCCCUGACCCCAUCUGUUCCGGAGUCCCUUAUACCGCCCACUCAGGACUUAGAUGCACUCAUCCAUUGAACAUAUUUAUUAAACACCUGCUAUGGGCCAAGAGCCAAGGACCCAGAAGUGAACUGGACAGACUCAUAGAAUUUAGAGUCCUGUGGGGAAGUCAGACCCAGGCAACGACGAGUGAGGUGAAUGUUAAGAAAGAGGGGACUAUGGGGUGAUUGCACUGCAGUCCUGGGCCCGAGACUGAGCCAAGAGUCUUGGAGAAGUCUUCGCCAAUCGUUAAGUGGAAACGUCUGGGUGCUGUUGGAGGGGGGAGCCAGUGUGGGCUCCCUGCAUCUCCUUAGUGACCCAUAAUCAAGGGCCCAGGGAGCUGCCCUUAGAGCAGCUUGGGGGAGUGGAGCAGGUGGAGGAUGGGGAAAUGCCCGGUUGGGUUAAUCUACUAGUCUCAACCAGUUCAGGAGCAAGAUUAUUUGGCCAUGACUGGCUGAUCCUCAGCCUAAGGAGCUGCUUCAAAUGCACAAGCCUAGUUGAAGUUUAAACCCCAGCAAAACAGUUCUCCCUGCAAAUGUAAAAUCUUGCUCCAUCACCUCCUCUGCCUUUCCCACCCCCCACCCCCCACCCCGGAGAUCAUUAGGUGAACAGCUGCCUGUCCCCACCCCUUCCCACUGUCCUCUCUUUGGGACAGGCUGAGACCUUUGAGCAAGGUAAUACCUUCCUUAACUACCCAUUAUAGUCAGCGUAACUGUUCCUAACUAAAGAGAGGAGAGCAGAAGCAAUCAGGCUUACUUGAGUAGGUCCCACAGUUUAUAAGACUGUAGAAAGCCUCCUUUGAGGGAGGGGAGCAAGGAGGUGUGUCCCCAGCUUCUGGAAAGGGCAGGAAAGAAAGUUCUCUCGUUGGAUGGGGAGCAUCCUGGGAAACGCCACCAGUUCCUCCACCAUUUCCUAGAGGGAGAGGGGCUCAAAAGUGGUCCCGGAAAAGGGGGUGUGUGCAUGUAUUUCAGAUCGUGGCUAUUGGCUCUAGGACUUACUUUUCUGGCUAAGGGCUCAGCUUCUUAGAACUUCAGCUGUCUUUUUUCUGAAAGACCAAAUCUAACUAAUGCAACCAGCAACUUGGGGACUGCCAAGUAUGGCUUUGUCCCUGUGACUCAAAAGGAAGGAGUUUGCUAGGCAAGUUCAGGUGGAUGAAGUGUGUGUGUGUGUGUGUGUGUGUGUGUGUACGCAUAUAAGUGUGUGUGGUGCUGGCUAUCAUCUCCACGGACUAGAAAUAAAACAGACAAACUUA
Molecule: messenger RNA, 3342 nt
Organism: Felis catus (domestic cat)
Lineage: Eukaryota; Metazoa; Chordata; Mammalia; Carnivora; Felidae
Gene: AIF1L
Product: allograft inflammatory factor 1 like
Exons: 5
Coding region: 384-665 (93 amino acids)
Biological process (GO): actin filament bundle assembly; ruffle assembly
Cellular component (GO): ruffle membrane; actin filament
Molecular function (GO): calcium ion binding; actin filament binding
Source: RefSeq, a predicted model, not a curated record